UCCAACUAAGCUUUCAAAAGCAGAAACCAUUAAUCAUGGUUUGUAUCAACUCAAAUUCAUUUCUCCUUCUAGCCACCUUUAUUCUUAUUUCUUCAUCCUUUUCUCCACGCUGUCAUGGAGAGAAUACUCAGUUUCCUCACCGACACGCCAUGCACAGUGAGGGGAUGGCCGAUUUGGGUGGACAUGGUGUCGUUUUCUUGGAAACCGGGAGGUCAGUUCUUGAGAAUGGCGACUCUGAACGAAACCCAUCUUUGAUAUUAGCCGCAAAGAGAACGAAGAGGAUAGACCCACUUCAUCAUUUCAAGUACUAUAAAGGCGGAUGGAAUAUCAGUAACAGAAACUACUUUUCUUCUGUGGGGUUCACUGCUGCUCCCCUGUUCCUCAUUUCCGCAUUCUGGUUUCUGGGAUUUGGCAUGUACUUGUUGAUCAUCUGUUUACGCCAUUGUUGCAGCCAACGACAGCAUUAUGUCUAUGAAAAAAAAUCCAACGCUCUCUCCCUUAGUUUCCUCGUGCUUUUCACCACUGCUACAAUUGUUGGAUGCGUGGUUCUAUACACCGGUCAGGGAAAGUUCCACAGUAGUACAACAAGUACACUGGAGUGCAUUGUGAAGCACUCAAACAGCACUGUCCAGAAUCUUAAGAAUGUAUCAUACUAUCUUUCUACAGCCAAGCAGCUUGGAGUGGACCAAUAUUUCAUGCCUUCCAAUGUCCAGGCCAACAUUGACAAUAUCCAAAUAAAGAUUAAUGCUUCUACCACCUUUCUUGAAGAAAAGAAAGAUAGCAAUCCAAAUAGUAUACAAUAUGUUUUAGAUUCUGUACAACUAGCAUUAAUUAUAAUUGCUGCUGUAAUGCUCCUCUUGUCCCUCACUGGUUUCUUCUGCUCUGUUCUCAACCUGCAGCUUCUCGUAUACAUUUUGGCAACCAUAGCAUGGAUUCUCGUUGCGGGCACAUUUAUCUUGUGUGGCGUAUUUCUUCUUCUCCACAAUGUGGCAGCAGACACGUGCGUUGCAAUGAACGAGUGGGUUCAACAUCCCACAGCUCGUACAGCUUUAGAUGACAUUCUCCCUUGUGUGGACAAUGCAACCGCCCAAGAAACCUUGGCUCAAAGCAAGGAUGUGACCUUCCAAUUGGUGAAUGUGGUUAACAACUUCAUCACUAAUGUGUCGAACAAGAAUUUCCCCACUCAAGUGAAACUGGAACCUUCGGUUUCCUACAAUCAGACCGGUCCAUUGGUGCCUGUCCUCUGUAAUCCAUAUCAACCGAACAAGACUCGCCGGGUUUGUGAAGCUGGUGAAGUAGACUUCAACAAUGCCGCACAGGAAUGGAACAAGUACCUCUGUGAAGUUUCAGCAGAUGGUAUAUGCACCACUCCCGGCCGUUUGACCCCCAAAUUUUACAAUCAGAUGAGUACUGCAGCCAAUGUGAGCACUGCAUUGUAUCACCAUGGGCCAUUCCUUGUUGAUCUGCAAGAUUGCCCUUCUGUUCGAAGAACCUUCACUGACAUCAUUAAAGAUCAUUGUCCUAGACUGAGGCGGUAUAGUGAAUGGAUCUACAUUGGGCUGACUAUGGUCUCAUCUGCAGUAUUGCUUUCUUCGAUCAUCUGGAUAUCCUAUACAAGACUGAAGCGUGGUAAGGAAUAUAUCAGACAAUAUGCAGAUAUGCCUUCUCAAGAUUCUCUACAAUUACAGAAAGGAAUGAAGAAGUAGCUUUGGAGUUCAUGUUUUUUACUCUCAAGUUGGACUGUUAUUGUGGAGUUUGUUGUUUCCAAGUCAUAUAUAUAUACAUGUUAGUUGGAUUUUAGGUUUUGUAUGCUUAUUCUGCUGACAUCUCUUAGCUUGAUAGUUUUGUAACAUCACACCUUAGACCAUUCAGACAAUUAAUGUUUUAAGAUUAUACCACCUGCAAUAGGAGGUUGGGUCUGUAUUAAGGUCCCUUAAACUUGUAGCAUGUUUGUAGUAGAUGUCUUGACUGUACAUUAGUUUUUAUUGGGUUUUAUCCCAGAG
Molecule: messenger RNA, 2003 nt
Organism: Vitis riparia (riverbank grape)
Lineage: Eukaryota; Viridiplantae; Streptophyta; Magnoliopsida; Vitales; Vitaceae
Exons: 9
Coding region: 36-1706 (556 amino acids)
Cellular component (GO): plasma membrane; plasmodesma
Source: RefSeq, a predicted model, not a curated record